CUGUUUUAUUAUAUUAAUUUAUCAUAAGACGUAGUUUACCAAGAGUGGCCAUUCUUGGGCAAAGUACCCAUUUUGGCAAUCAAGAAAACCGAAAUGGCGGAGAAACGAGAAUCCGGAAGAAUCAAGGAGUCGGAGCAGAAGCGCAUUCUGGAUGAGGCAGCUCGGCGCAGGCGUCAACGUAAGGCCCUGGAGGCACUUGAGUCAGACAACUUCCAGGACGACCCUCACGCAGACCUUAAGAUGAGCAAGAAGGCGCCGAAGUUUGAGGAAUCAAUGGACACAACUCCCCAAACUGGUGGAAGGAAGAAGAAGAAAUACCGCAGUGAUCACCUGAAGUACAGAUUCAAGAAGAGCUUUUCUGCGCUUAUAGAGGAAGAGCACCUGACAAAUAAGGAUCCCCCCAACUACGUGAGUGUGUGUGCCCCGCCCUCCAGGCUCCCCCCUCGACACUUCUGUGCAGUCUGCGGAUACAUCUCUACAUACACCUGUGUGCAGUGUGGGGCGAGGUAUUGCUCCAUUAAAUGUCUUGGAACCCAUCAAGACACAAGAUGCUUGAAGUGGACUGCUUGAGGCGUAAUACACGUUCUUUUGAAAAUGGAUAAAAGUCUUUGUAAUUUUGAAUCCGUUGCCAAGAUGCAGCCAAGCAAAAUAAGAAAAGAAAAAGACUGAGGAGGAGCCCACAAAGUGUAUUGAAUUUGUUUGGAUAUCCAUUACUAUGCCUUGUGGCAACUGAAGAAAAUGACAUUACUUAUGAUGUCUUUGAACAGGAAAGAUGGACAUAAUAACUGCAGGAUAGAUGCGCUCUCAUGCAGAAUUGCGGAAGGUUUCUUUUGACAUGUGUACAAUUAAUGACUGUGUACCGAAGCUAUUGGCGUCAGAGCGGGAAUUCACAAAGCAUCGUAAGGGAAACUUAAAGAAAUGUCAUGCAUGCAUAGAAUUCAUUAAGUCUCUUGAUAUUACAUUUAUUGGUAGCUUUUAACUGACAAUAAAAUGUGACAUUAUAUGUAUAUAUGUAUAUAUUGAGGAUAUUUGUUGAUAUCCUUGUGAGAUUGUAUUAUGUUUUCAUAAGUGGUGGUCAUAUAAAAUAAACUUUUAUUAGUGGUUGAACCACAGUAAAAAUAUAUGUUUUAUAUGACAACGAAUGAAGAGGCAGAGAACAGAUAAAGGUAGAUAUGACGAAGUAAACACUUCAUGUUACUAUUUAAUUAUAUGUCAUUUGAUUGGUUGAUUUUUCCAUAAUUUUCCUGAAUAAUGUUACGAGUAACAAAUUUGAUGUCUCAUAAGUGUUUACCUUAUCCCUCACAGUCAAUUAAAAAGCAUAGCAAACUCGAA
Molecule: messenger RNA, 1332 nt
Organism: Dreissena polymorpha
Lineage: Eukaryota; Metazoa; Mollusca; Bivalvia; Myida; Dreissenidae
Product: zinc finger HIT domain-containing protein 1-like
Exons: 6
Coding region: 94-570 (158 amino acids)
Biological process (GO): chromatin remodeling
Cellular component (GO): Swr1 complex
Molecular function (GO): nucleosome binding
Source: RefSeq, a predicted model, not a curated record